Lathyrus oleraceus (garden pea) is the source of this 1497-nucleotide messenger RNA. RefSeq lists its product as uncharacterized. NCBI's taxonomy places the organism in Eukaryota, Viridiplantae, Streptophyta, Magnoliopsida, Fabales, Fabaceae. Gene Ontology annotation, biological process: proteolysis. The coding region runs from base 1 to 1497 and encodes 498 amino acids. The transcript is spliced from 2 exons. The record is from RefSeq and is a predicted model, not a curated record. Gene Ontology annotation, molecular function: aspartic-type endopeptidase activity.
AUGGGUCCCAAUGUGAAGGACAAUCCAAUGCCAAGUCAUGGUCCUUCAUCAGUGAACAAUAUAGAAGUUUGUCUCAAUGAACAACGUGUUACGAAGAUAGAGGAGAUUCGGCAGUCUUUGGUUGAAAUUCAUUCUGUUUUAUGUGCUCAUGGUCUAUUCCAACAUGACCACCGGAUCUGUGGUACAUGUUCAGUCAAUUCAAGAGGUUGUAGAAAGAUUCAAGAUGAUUUGCAAGGCGUCCUUGAUCAGGGUUUGAUUCAGAUUUCUAGACAAGUGAGUUCUCCAAAAACACAAGAACAAGAGGUGAAUGUCAUCAUUCCCUGCUUCAACAUUCCAGAGAAAGUAGAGAUAGCUUAUCAUCCGAGGGAGCCAGUGGUGAUUUGCCCUCCGGGCCCAAUGCCUUACACUUCAGAUAAAGUGGUCCCCUACCGCUAUGCAGCAACUAUUAUUGAGAACGGUAAAGAGGUCGAGAUUAAAACCUUAGCCUCAGUUACCAAUAUCGCAGCAAAUAGCCGAAUGACGCGCAGUGGCCGCGUGUUCGCUCCGCCGGUUAUCCCAAGUAGAAAUGUUGAGAAAGAUCCAGUAGUCGUGGUACCAGUGACAAGAGAAGCAGAAGGGCAAACAAGCAAUUCAACCCUUGACAAAGAAACAGAUGAACUACUCAGAAUUAUCAAGCUCAGUGACUACAAAGUGGUAGAUCAGUUGCUACAGACACCGUCAAAAAUCUCGAUCCUGUCCUUAUUAUUGAACUCAGCUGUCCACAGAGAAGCACUACUGAAGGUGCUUGAUCAAGCCUUUGUAGAACAGGAUAUAACAGCAGAGCAGUUCAACAAUGUUGUAGGCAGCAUCACUUCGUGCAAUGGCUUAGGCUUUUGUGAUGAAGAACUGCCAGAAGAAGGAAAGAAUCACAACUUCGCUCUCCAUAUCUCAGCCAAUUGUCAAGGGGAUUCUUUGUCUAAUAUCCUAAUUGACACCGGUUCAUCUCUGAAUGUCAUGCCCAAGUCUACCUUGUUGAAGCUAAAGUACAAAGGGGGGCAAAUGCGGCACAGUGGAAUUAUUGUGAAAGCGUUCGAUGGAUCAAGAAAAACAGUCAUUGGAGAAGUUGAUUUGCCUAUUGGUAUUGGACCACACGUAUUCCAGAUCACUUUCCAGGUUAUGGACAUAGUGCCAGCUUAUAGCUGUCUGCUCGGACGCCCAUGGAUUCAUGAGGCGGGUGCCAUUACAUCCACGUUACACCAAAAGUUAAAGUUUGUCAAGAAUGGGCAAAUAGUGACGGUUAAUGGGGAGCAGGCUAUGCUGAUUAGCCACCUUUCAUCGUUUAGUGUGAUAGAAGUAGACGAGACGGCUGUUCAAACUCCAUUUCAGGCCCUGACCAUCGAUGAUUACAAGAAAAGUGAAGGUUCAAUCGCGUCAUUCAAAGACGCCCAGCAGAUUGUCAAGACAGGUCCUACAGAAAUGUGGGGCAAGCGGUGGGUUUAUCAACAUGGUAGCAGUUGA